Molecule: messenger RNA, 6173 nt
Organism: Hydractinia symbiolongicarpus
Lineage: Eukaryota; Metazoa; Cnidaria; Hydrozoa; Anthoathecata; Hydractiniidae
Product: otoferlin-like
Exons: 31
Coding region: 456-5945 (1829 amino acids)
Biological process (GO): plasma membrane organization
Cellular component (GO): membrane
Source: RefSeq, a predicted model, not a curated record
GUGUAAAAAGACCAAAAUUAAUGCGAUUUUUUUUCUUCGCUUUAUUUCAUAGAAAAAGAGCCUUUUUCCAUCAAUCUUAAUUCAUCGAUCAAACUGCGUUAUAUUUUGACGUUAUUGACGUACGGCAUUUAUUUUGACGUUAUUGACGUACGGCAUUUGAAGUUUAAAAGGAGCAGGAGAAAGUCGCUUGUGUAAGAUUCAAGUUCUUAAUUAUUUUCAAAAUGCAACUUAUUAUAAUGCGGAAAUUCAAAAGAAUUGACGAUUUUAAUUACACUGAAAAAGCACUUACGUAGGAGAGAGAGAGGACAAGGAAAAAUUGUAAAAAAGCCUCUUGUGUAUAAUAAGCUAAUCAACGUAUCAAUAUCUUCGAUCUUCCUGUAUUAAAAACAUUACAUGGAAAAUAGUUUUGUUUCUUGCUAAUUUUAAUUUAACGCUUUUUAUGGCAUUUAAAAAAAAUGGCCUUGAUAUUGAAAGAUGUAGUUAUUGCUAACACGAAAGGGAAGCAAGAAAAAUCAUUAAAAGUGUCAUUUCGAGGUAUAACUCACAGUCUCAACGCAAAAACAACGAAGGGUGAAGUUCAAUUUCACGAAGUUAAGUGGACUUUAUCAUCUGUUAUUUCAGAGUAUGACUUUUUGGACUUUGAGUUGUAUCAGCACAACAAAGUUUUUAAUGAUAGAUUAAUUGGGGAGUUAAGAUAUAAUUUGAACGAAGUUGAUGAUUUCACAAAAGUUUGGAAUGUUGUGGAAAAUUUGUUGGAUAAAGAUGGACAUGGGUUGGAGGCGAGUAUCAAUUUCAACGUACAGUACACUCCACCAAGAAAAAACACGUACAUUCCAUUGGAAAUCAGUUCUGAAAACUUGCUUGAUACAAGUCAUUUAACCAGCCUCACAACAAGCCAGCAAAAUCUAUUAGAUUAUGAAGGAGGUAGUUUGCAUACAUCGCACGAAUCACUCACUACUAAUGAUGUUGCGUCAAUAAAUCCAAGAGCAAGAUUUUCAGAACUUUCUAUCAGUCACGAGAAGGAAUGGCAGGUUCGAGUGGAGAUCCAUGAAGGCGACCUGUUUGGUCAAGUUUCUGACCCAGUGGUGGAUAUUUUUGUUGGUGAUAAAAAAGAAUCUACAUCUAUCAAACAACAGACAAACAAACCUAUCUGGAAUGAGAAUUUUGUGCUCGAGUUUAAACAAAAUAAAGUCCGUUUUCUAGAUACUGUCUUCCAAUUGAAAGUAUAUACCGGUAGAAGUGUCGCAAGGAAAGGAGAGUUGAUUGGUCAAGCUGAGUUCGAUUUAUGGACUGUUUACAAACAAGAUACGCAUUGCUUCAAUAAAAAAUGGGCUGUGCUUCAAGAUGUCGGUGGAUUUAGCGUCAACGGUUUGAUUCUCACAACCGUUAGUGUGAUCUGUGAAGGCGACAACAUUUUUAAUGAAAAAAGCUCAACUUCGAAGAAAGAACAAAAUCACGAACGUUUAUUACCAGAAGGUACAGAAGAACCUCGGGAUGUUUACAAGUAUUCAGUCACGAUUUUUAAAGCGGAAAAAGUUCCAGCAGCUUCAGGUUCUAUUCUUGGUAGCAUGAAGAGAGCUUUGGGUGGCAAACAUAACGAAUUGAUGGACACCUAUGUUGAGGUUACCUUCGGCAGUAAAAAACUUAAGACGAGCGUUGUGAAGGGAAAAGAAGAUCCAGAAUUUAACGAAGUGCUAACGUUUAAAGAUUUUUUCCCACCCAUGUUUAAACACUUUAAAAUCCAGUUACGAGAUAGCAAUGCCAUUGCGGAUGAACCAAUCGCAACGCAUCUUAUUGACGUUGAUGAUGUCAUGCGUGCUGAUGACGAAGAUAGUGAUAUGGCUUCAGUACACUCUUUUCAGAAUGAAGGAGCAGGUCUUGUAUCACUUUUUGGUCCCAGUUGGAUCCAUCUUUAUGGUUCAUCGCGUGAAUACGAUAGGUGGGCUUAUAUUAACGAAGGGUUUGCUGAGGGGAACAGUUAUCGUGGAAAGCUUCUAGUUUCUGUCGUCUGCUCCAGCAUUAACAAGAAUGAUAUGAAGGAAAGUACAAAGGUCAGUAAAACAACUGACGUCGCUUUCGCUGUAACACCGACCAAAAAGCAGUUUCUCUUAUAUUCAACUAUAUAUGAUGUUAGUUUAAUUGAUAGAAGUUUGGCAGAGAAAUCUGUUAUGUUCGAGAUCACCAUGGCGUCGAAUGAUCCGGCCGUUCCAGAACCUCAAGUAGACGUCAAUUCUAAUAUCAAUAAUCAGAAACAACCUUUGCUGGUGUCGACAGAAUGUCCGAAGAUGUGCAGAAAAUUUACAAAAGCGUACGUCUCGAAAAUAUCUGGAACGCGUAAGUUCUGUCAUCUCGACAUUGGGACGGAAAAACCAAGUUUGCACUGUACAUUCUCUCACAUGGAAAAUACUUACCGCGCGUAUCAAGCGACUAUGCUUCAGAAAAUCUUUUACUUCUUGGAAGACCAAAAACUAGAAAUGAAAGGAAAAAUGGAAGGUUUUAAACUUGAUAAACUCAGGCUGCAAAAAGUCCGGAAUUCACUUGAUCAUCAUUUUAACUUUAUUAUUGCUACAAUCAAAACUUGUUUGAAUAAAAAUAACGAAAUCAACGAUUUGGAUAAAAGGAUAAUGCGCUACCGCUUGGAUAAAUUUAAACUUCUAAACAAGAAGAUGUACGCUUUAAUGGAGAAGGUAAGUGAUAUGGUAUCGUUGAUUGAAGCGUAUACCACUCUCGAAAAAGAAAUGGCAACAUUAAUGAAUGAUCCACAGCACUCCCUCCCCGAUGUUAUUAUUUGGAUGAUUAGUGGAGGCAAAAGGAUGGCCUACGCACGCAUUCCUGCCAUGGAGAUACUGCAUUGUGAUGAUGAUUUCAAAAGUGGGGUGAAUUGUGGCAUUCUCCAGACGGUUUUUCUUCGCUCUCCUUCGCAUAGCAGUGCAGACAGAUAUGAGAAAUCAAUUCAAGCAAAAAUGGAGAUUCGAAUGUGGUUAGGUUAUUAUCCUAACGACGACGAAGAUCAGAUUUAUCUUACAAACGCCCCCAGAGGUUACACUUUGCCUUCUCACGAAAGAAAAUUUCCGCCAUAUUUAAUUUAUGAAGACUUGAAUAAAUACACGUUGCGGGCGCACAUGUAUCAAGCUAGGGCGGUUCUUGGCUCCGAUGCGUCAGGUUUAUCGGAUCCAUUUGCCCGCGUUUUAUUCGGACGUUAUCUUGAAAAAACUAGGGUUAUUCCACAAACAAGAACGCCGGUAUGGGAUCAAAUGUUUACCUUUAAAGACAUCACACUUUAUGGUGACGUUGAUGACGUAAUAGCGCGACCUCCUGUCAUUUUGAUUGACGUGUUUGAUGAAGACAUAGAUGACGAUGAAGAGUUUCUUGGUCGCACGGUAGCUCAGCCAACGUUUAUACAGAGUGGUUUAUAUGUUCCAGCCGAAUUGCAGUGGUAUCCUAUUAUGAUGGGCGAUGAGCAAGUUGGCGAAAUACUUGCAGCUUUUGAGCUAUUUCCAUCCACUGCUAAAAACAUCCCUCUAGAGCCUUCAAUUGUUUCCAGGCGUGGAUAUGCCUUUUACCCAAUUCCUGACGCCAUUAGACCUAAAAUGGAGUCUUAUCGCGUCGAGAUGCUGUUUUGGGGUGUUCGAGAAAUGAAACGGUUGCAUGCUUUGAAGGUUAUGAAACCGCAAAUUCUCGCAGACAUUGCUCACGACGUUAAACUUGUGUCUGAUAGGAAAAAACAUCGUAAAAUUCGGUCAAAAAUUUGUCCUAAUGCUCUGAAAAAUCCAAACUUUCCAGACCAAGUGGUUUUAUUCGAUGUGGAACUCCCGGCGAUGGAGAAUUUUUUACCAACUCUUACCCUUAAAGUCUAUGAGCAUCGGAGGUUCGGAAGAUCAUAUUUGGUUGGCACGUAUACAAGCAAUUCACUGAAAGAAUUUUUUUGUACUGAUGUUCAAAAAUAUUUAAGAGAAAAACAAGCAAACUUAUCGCCUUCUACGCUAAUGGUAAAAGACAAACCGACAAAAAGCCAAGAUCAGAAGUCGACGAAAGACAAGUCACAUGAAAAGGCAGACACGCCUACGUUAAAGAAGAAAUCUGCUGAUGUUUCUGCUGACGGGACGGCUUUUAAUUGGUGGACGAGAUAUUACGCUUCGAUAGCUGAUUUAGUUGACGAAGAGCGCGAUCAGACAUCUGAUGAAAAACACGUUUUGAGGAUCACCAUAUUCAACCAUGAGUUGGAGAAGGAGUUCAAUAAUUUCAAUGACUUUAUAAUGUCUUUUCCUAUUCAUCAUGGCAAGCAUAACACCCAAGUUGGCUCAUCAGAGAAUGAGAAAAACAAGAAAGGAAAAAUUAAAGGAGCUGUACGCAUUUGGAAGAAAAGUUUGUUACGAAAUGCUAAUAUGUUAACGAAUGGUCCUUACGGAACGUUUUACAACCUUCCAUCGAACGACCCUUUUAAAAUUCUAGUGCGAGUUUACUGUGUCGCUGCUAAGCAUUUAUUCCCGAAGGAUUUUUCUGGAAAAGCUGAUCCAUUUUUGGUGGUGAAACUUGGUGAUAAAAGAAUUUCCGAUUCUGACAAUCAUGAGACGGGAACGCUACAACCUGAGUUCGGAAGGUUAUUCGAGUUCGAGGGCUUUCUUCCUUUCGAUAAUCUUCUCACAGUACAAGUUUAUGAUUGGGACUUGCUGCCAGGUUCCAACGAUUUGAUUGGCGAAACGAAAAUUGACAUUGAAAACAGAUUUUACAGCAAGCAUCGCGCAACUUGUGGAUUGGCACCAGAAUACAAAACGUCCGGUUACACAGCCUGGCGCGAUGGUGUUAAACCUUCGACUAUUUUAAACGACUUAUGUGCAAAAGAUGAACGAGGUAAACCAAGUUACCGAGAAAUCGGAUGUUAUAUCGACGAGUGCUGUCCUGCUAAGAAAGAUACUCUGCGUAGAGAGCAUUUAAAAAACGAUGAGGAUAAAGCACUUGAAGCCUUACGUGCAUAUCAAAACUUGCCCAAUGGAUAUCGUCUUGUGCCUGAGCACAUAGAAACUAGGACUUUGUAUAAUCCACAGCGUCCAUCCUUGCCACAGGGUGAAAUACUGAUGUGGGUGGAUCUAUUCCCAAUGGAUCAAAUGUUAGUCUUACCUCCUGUGGAUAUUUCAAAACAAAAACCAAAACAAUACGAACUACGUAUCAUUAUCUGGAACUGUGAGAAAGUUCCUCUCUUAGAGAAUAGCGUUAUGCUUGGUAUGGCAUCAAGUGACGUGUAUGUAAGAGGUUGGUUGGAAGGACUCUACGACGAGAAACAAAAGACAGACGUUCAUUACAGAUCCACAGAUGGAAGCGCCAUGUUUAAUUGGAGAUUUUUAUUUCCCUUUAAGUAUCAUCAAGCUAAAAAACAAUUUGUUCACCAGAAAAAACUGUCCGCAUUCGCCUUGGAAGAAACAGAGCAGUGCGUCCCACCUAUCCUUACCCUGCAGUGUAUGGAAGCUGACGUCAUCACAGCUGACGAAGUCAUAGGUCUUUUAAAGAUUCCAUUAUUGAAAAUUCCUCCAUAUUAUGGCAAGCCUAUCGGCUGGACGUACGAUCAAUAUCUGCAUCGCAAGAAGAACCACGAUCAUCCAUCAUUAUUCAAGUGUCAAUCUUUGAGAGGAUGGUGGCCAUUUUCUUCAGGGGAUGGCGUGGAAGAAAAAGGCCGAGUCGAGUUGGAAUUAGAGUUAGUAACGAAGGAGGAAGCAGAAGGUAAUCCUGUGGGAAUACGAAGAGAGGAACCACAUGCUUUGGAAAAACCUAAUCGUCCCGAAGAAAAUUUACGUUUAUUCCUUAGUCCCUUAAGAACACUACGGUUGCUUUUCAAUAACUUCAAAUGGGCGGCACUCAAGAUAUUGAUCGUUCUUCUGUUAUUAAUGUUGGUGGGAUUCUUCUUUUACGCCCUACCGGGAUAUCUGGCAAAGAAAACGUUGUCUGUUUAAAUGCGAUUACAUUCAGCAAUAAAGAUAAAUUCACUUGGCAGCUUCUUGCUUUCGUUAUAAGAACAAUUGUUGUCAUCCGUUGUGUGCGUGGAACAAAACUGACAUGAACAAAAUUGCAUCAGAAAGAAUGAUCAGUUAUACUUGAAGAAACAACCGUCAGAACAAUACUAUUUAAUCUCAAUAUAAAUUUAUAAUUAUAUUUUUUCUAUCAGUAAAUAACAAAUUUUA